CCCCUUAUCCUUUCUGGCGUCUCUCUCUCUCUCUCUCUCUCUCUGACUCUCUCUCACUCACUCGCCCCGCGUGUCUCCCAUGGAGCCGGCGCUUGGCAGGAGCUUGGGCGCGUCGUCGGUGGCGGCGCUGCGGCCGUGCGCGGCAAGGACGCCGGGCGCGACCUCUGUCGCGCCGCGGGUGAGCGGGGCGGUGAGGCGCGCGAAAGGGGUGAGGUGGGAGGCGGGGAGGAGUAGCGGGAGGCCGCUGCGUGUGAGGUGCGAUGCGGCCGUGGCGGAGAAGCCCGCCGGGGAGGAGGCGGCUGAGGAGCAAUUUGAGUAUCAGGCGGAGGUGAGCCGCUUAAUGGAUUUGAUCGUCCAUAGUCUGUACAGUCACAAGGAAGUGUUUCUCAGGGAGCUUGUAAGUAACGCGAGUGAUGCAUUGGAUAAGCUGCGGUUUCUCGGUGUUACUGAUUCAUCUUUACUCGCUGAUGGCGGUGAGUUGGAAAUAAGGAUUAAAUCAGACCCAGAAGCUGGAACAAUUACUGUGACUGAUACUGGCAUUGGCAUGACGAAAGAUGAGCUCAAGGACUGCCUUGGUACAAUUGCUCAGAGUGGUACCUCAAAGUUUUUGAAGGCUCUCAAGGAGAACAAGGAGGUUGGGGCUGACAAUAGUCUAAUUGGCCAGUUUGGCGUUGGAUUUUAUUCAGCUUUUCUUGUAGCCGAGAAGGUUGUGGUGUCCACAAAAAGCCCAAAAACGGAUAAACAGUAUGUAUGGGAAGCUGCUGCUGACAGUAGCUCUUACGUCAUCAAGGAAGAGACUGAUCCUGAGAAAAUGCUUACUCGUGGAACUCAGAUUACUCUCUUUUUAAGACCUGAUGAUAAGUACGAGUUUGCUGACCCUACAAGGAUUCAAGGCUUAGUUAAGAACUACUCUCAGUUUGUGUCAUUCCCCAUAUAUACAUGGCAGGAGAAAUCAAGAACUAUUGAGGUCGAAGAGGAUGAAGAGUCAAAAGAAGGUGAAGAGGCAACUGAGGGUGAAAAGGAGAAAAAGAAGAAGACCAUUACUGAGAAAUACUGGGACUGGGAACUGGCUAAUGAAACAAAGCCCAUAUGGAUGAGAAAUCCAAAGGAAAUCGAGAAAGCCGAAUACAAUGAGUUCUACAAGAAGGCGUUCAAUGAGUUCCUAGAUCCUCUUUCCUACACUCACUUCACAACAGAGGGCGAGGUGGAAUUUAGGAGUGUUAUCUACAUUCCAGGAAUGGCACCGAUGAGUAACGAGGAGAUAAUGAAUCCCAAAACCAAAAAUAUCCGGUUAUAUGUCAAAAGAGUAUUCAUCUCCGAUGACUUUGAUGGUGAACUGUUUCCCCGGUACUUGAGCUUUGUGAAAGGUGUUGUUGAUUCAAAUGACCUUCCCCUCAAUGUUUCUCGGGAGAUUCUUCAAGAAAGUCGAAUUGUAAGAAUUAUGCGCAAGAGACUUGUCAGGAAGACAUUUGAUAUGAUUGAGGAGAUUUCUGAAAAAGAGGACAAGGAGGACUACAAGAAGUUCUGGGAGAGCUUUGGAAAGUUCAUCAAGCUUGGUUGCAUUGAGGACACAGGAAAUCAGAAGCGCCUUGCCCCACUCCUACGCUUCCCCUCUUCUAAAAAUGAGGGAGACAUGAUUAGUCUUGAUCAAUAUGUAGAGAACAUGCCAGAGAACCAAAAGGCAAUCUAUUACAUUGCUACAGAUAGUCUCCAAAGUGCAAAGACUGCUCCGUUCUUGGAAAAGCUGGUCCAGAAAGACAUUGAAGUUCUUUACCUUAUUGAGCCAAUUGAUGAGGUUGCCAUUCAGAACUUACAGACUUACAAAGAGAAGAAGUUUGUUGAUAUAAGCAAAGAGGACCUGGAAUUGGAUGAUGAAGAUGAGGACAGUACAGAAAGCAAGCAGGAAUACACUCUCCUGUGUGACUGGGUAAAACAACAACUUGGUGACAAGGUGGCAAAGGUUCAAAUAUCAAAGCGUCUCAGCUCUUCUCCAUGUGUACUUGUAUCUGGCAAGUUUGGUUGGUCCGCCAACAUGGAAAGGCUUAUGAAGGCACAAACACUUGGUGACACAUCAAGCUUAGAGUUCAUGAGGGGAAGAAGGAUUUUUGAAAUUAAUCCCCAACAUCCAAUUGUCAAGGAUUUGAAUGCUGCUUGCAAAAAUGAGCCUGAAAGUGUUGAAGCCAAGAGGGCUGUCGAACUUCUAUAUGAGACCGCUCUGAUCUCCAGUGGAUAUACUCCUGAAAGUCCGGCUGAAUUGGGUGGCAAGAUUUACGAGAUGAUGUCAAUUGCUCUUGGUGGGAGAUGGGGUAGGUCUGACACUGAAGCUGACACAACCAAUGAGACCACAGAGGCUGACUCAUCCGAAGGCCCCGUAACUGAGGUGAUUGAGCCUUCUGAAGUGAGGCCUGAGAGUGACCCAUGGAGGGAUUAGUGAGUUACUCUCUCAGGCAUCCUUGUUAGACCUUCAGAUUUUGUUAUUAUGGGAGAUAAAAUCAUGGGCUAGAGAACAUGGUUUGGUCAUAAAUUUUUACAGGGUCGCUGCCAGGAGCCAGGAAAUUUUGUAGGUGUAGACUCGCUGGCCACUUCCAUUAUUUUAGGGGUGGUCUUAUCAAUAAAACAUGAAGUAUAAUUACUUUGCCACAAAGUCGUCAUCUGCUGCUCUAAGAACUUCUGUGGGUGUUACUCUUGUUUUUCUUUUUACAACAGUUGCUACUGAUUACUGAAUAUCUUUUCUGGUAUCGAAUGGUACAGCUUGUAUUCUGGACUUUA
Brachypodium distachyon (stiff brome) is the source of this 2769-nucleotide messenger RNA. Its product is annotated as heat shock protein 90-5, chloroplastic. Bases 80 to 2431 code for a protein of 783 amino acids. Gene Ontology annotation, biological process: cellular response to heat; protein folding; protein stabilization. The transcript has 19 exons. Gene Ontology annotation, molecular function: ATP-dependent protein folding chaperone; ATP binding; ATP hydrolysis activity. NCBI's taxonomy places the organism in Eukaryota, Viridiplantae, Streptophyta, Magnoliopsida, Poales, Poaceae. The record is from RefSeq and is a predicted model, not a curated record. Gene Ontology annotation, cellular component: plasma membrane; cytosol; perinuclear region of cytoplasm.